Molecule: messenger RNA, 5122 nt
Organism: Megachile rotundata (alfalfa leafcutting bee)
Lineage: Eukaryota; Metazoa; Arthropoda; Insecta; Hymenoptera; Megachilidae
Gene: Top2
Product: DNA topoisomerase 2
Biological process (GO): resolution of meiotic recombination intermediates; sister chromatid segregation; DNA topological change
Cellular component (GO): nucleus
Molecular function (GO): DNA binding; ATP binding; DNA topoisomerase type II (double strand cut, ATP-hydrolyzing) activity
Source: RefSeq, a predicted model, not a curated record
GUAUGCAGAAUACGAAAGUGACUUCAACCGUUGGGAAGUGGAUAGUUUACCAUAUAGGCAUCAGUUUACUGUAUAGGUUUCAGACGAAGUCCAGAAGAAAAAUAAUAUUUUUGGUGCAAUAUCAGUAGUUUAAGAAAUAAUUCUGCGAAAACAGUGACGAGGAAGACAGUGCGUAUAUUAUAAUUAGUUAGUUUAGUCAUUUAUUGAUUGCAAUGCGUUAGCUAACAUCCUGAUAGAAUCUGUAGGUCUACAAAUUUCGGUUGCCGACACAACGCUGUAUUUUUAUCGCGAUUGUAUUGAAGAUUAUUGUAGCAGUUAUACAUGUCCAAUUUUCGAAAAGAAUAUGUACGCCAAAUUAGCGUCUUUAUUAUACUAGCCAAUUGCACAGAGGAUGUUUUCCCGCCAUAUUAGUAAAAUUUGUUUCGGUUACAUAAAGACACGUUGCAAUAUAAUGAGUAUAGCAGUAGAAAAUGGAAGUGGCGAAAAUGUACAAAAGAAAAAAACUAUUGAACGUAUAUAUCAAAAGAAAUCUCAAUUGGAACAUAUUUUAUUACGUCCCGAUACCUAUAUUGGGUCCGUGGAACCAGUAUGUGAACUGAUGUGGGUUUUUGACAAAGAAAAAGAAUGUAUGAUACAGAAGGAGAUAAAAUAUGUUCCUGGCUUAUACAAAAUAUUUGACGAAAUAUUAGUAAAUGCAGCAGAUAAUAAGCAAAGAGAUCCAAAAAUGGAUACAAUUAAAAUUGAAAUUGAUUCGACAAACAAUAUUAUAUCUGUAUGGAAUAAUGGUAAAGGCAUUCCAGUAGUAGUUCAUAAAGAAGAAAAUAUGUAUGUUCCCACAAUGAUAUUUGGUCAUUUGCUAACAUCAUCUAAUUAUGAUGAUGAAGAAGAAAAAGUAACAGGUGGUAGAAAUGGCUAUGGUGCCAAAUUGUGUAAUAUUUUUAGUCAUCGUUUUACUAUAGAAACUGCAUCCAAGGAAUAUAGAAAAUGUUUAAAACAGACUUGGAGUAACAAUAUGGGAAGUGCAAGUGAACCAAGAAUUAAAGAUUUUUCUGGUGAAGAUUUUACAAAAGUCAUAUUUUCACCAGAUUUAUCAAAAUUUAAGAUGGAAUGUUUAGAUGAGGAUAUAAUCUCUCUUAUGUCUCGAAGAGCCUAUGAUGUAGCAGCCUCUACUAGAGGUGUCAAAGUUUACCUUAAUGGUACUAGAAUUCCUGUAAAAAGUUUUAAGGAUUAUAUUGACUUCUAUAUUAAGGGUAAAGAAGAUGAUGCUGGUAACCCUUUAAAAAUUGCAUAUGAAAAUUGUGGGCCACGUUGGGAAAUAGCUGUAACUAUAUCUGACAAAGGCUUUCAGCAAAUGUCUUUUGUAAACAGUAUUGCAACAACAAAGGGUGGUCGGCAUGUAGAUCAUGUUACAGAAUUGAUAGUGAAGCAAUUGACAGAAACUCUUAAAAAGAAAAAUAAGGGUGGACUAACAAUAAAACCAUUUCAAAUAAAAAAUCAUUUAUGGAUAUUUGUUAAUUGUCUUAUCAAUAAUCCUACGUUUGAUUCACAAACAAAGGAAAACAUGACAUUACAAGCUAAAAGUUUUGGAUCAAAAUGUACACUUAGUGAUAAAUUUAUUACAGCUGUAACGAAAACUGGCAUUGUAGAAGCGGUUUUAUCGUGGGCCAAAUUUAAAGCUGAUAGUCAGCUACAAAAGUUAGGACCCAAGUCGAAACAAAGAAAAUUACAAGGAAUACCAAAAUUAGAAGAUGCUAAUGAUGCUGGAACCGGUAAAUCGUUAGAUUGUACACUUAUAUUAACUGAGGGAGAUUCAGCCAAAACUAUGGCUGUAUCUGGACUUGCGUCCAUAGGUAGAGAUAAAUUUGGUAUAUUUCCUCUAAGAGGUAAAAUUUUAAAUGUAAGAGAAGCGACGCAUAAACAAAUUCUGGAAAAUCCAGAAAUUAACAAUUUGAUCAAGAUUCUUGGUCUUCAGUAUAAAAAGAAAUACGAAACUCGUGAAGAUUUAAAAACAUUACGUUACGGAAAACUCAUGAUAAUGACUGAUCAGGAUCAGGAUGGUUCUCACAUCAAAGGGCUGUUGAUUAAUUUUAUUCAUCAUAAUUGGCCAUCAUUACUGAAGCUAAAUUUUGUAGAAGAAUUUAUUACUCCUAUUGUUAAAGCAACGAAGGGAAAUCAAGUAUUAAGUUUCUUUUCUGUGCCAGAGUUUACGAAAUGGAAAUCUGAAACCGAUAAUUAUCACACUUAUAAGAUCAAAUACUACAAAGGUUUGGGUACCUCUACCGCUAAAGAGGCAAAAGAAUAUUUCGAAAAUAUGGCUAGACAUAGAAUUCGAUUUAGAUAUGAUGGAGAACAGGACGAUCAAAAUAUUAUAAUGGCAUUCAGUAGAAAAUGUGUUGAUCAGCGUAAAGAUUGGUUAAUGAAUCACAUGGAUGAAACAAAAAGAAGAAAGGAAAUUGGACUUGGGGAACGUUAUUUGUACGAAAAGGAUACACGUACAGUAACAUUUUCUGAUUUCAUCAAUGUUGAAUUAGUUUUAUACAGUAAUUAUGAUAACGUUCGUUCUAUACCGAACAUGAUUGAUGGUUUUAAACCGGGACAAAGAAAAGUAGUGUAUACGUGUUUAAAGCGUAACGACAAACGAGAAGUCAAAGUUGCUCAAUUAGCUGGUUCUGUUGCUGAACAUUCCGCAUAUCAUCACGGUGAAACGUCUCUUAUGUCAACUAUUAUUAAUCUCGCGCAGAAUUUUGUAGGAAGUAAUAACAUUAAUUUACUCCAAUCAAUCGGUCAAUUUGGUACGAGGCUUGCUGGAGGCAAAGAUGCAGCGAGUCCUCGUUAUAUUUUCACAAUGCUUAGCCCGUUGGCGAGAUUCAUAUUCCACAAACACGAUGAUCCUUUAUUAAAACACGAAUAUGAUGAUAAUCAAAAAAUUGAACCAGUUUAUUACGUACCAACUAUACCAAUGGUAUUGGUGAAUGGCGCUGACGGUAUAGGUACUGGAUGGAUGACAAAAAUACCAAAUUAUAAUCCUAGAGAAAUAAUUGAAAAUUUAUUUAGAAUGAUGGACGACGGUGAACCGAAACCUAUGAUACCAUAUUAUAAAAAUUUUAAAGGUACUAUAGAGAGUUGUGGAGAAUACAGAUAUGUUAUUAGUGGAGAAAUUUCAGUAAUAGGCCCAGAUAAGGUGGAGAUUACUGAACUUCCAGUUGGAACUUGGACACAAGUAUAUAAAGAAACUGUGUUAGAACCUAUGUUACAUGGAACAGAUAAAACUCCAGCUGUUAUUAACGAUUAUAAGGAGUACAAUACAGACACGUCUGUACAUUUUAUAGUAAUAUUAAACCGUGAUAAGUUAGUUGAAUUGGAAAGAGACGGCCUUCAUAAAGCUUUCAAAUUACAAACAACGAUGACAGUUACAUCUAUGUGUGCAUUCGACGAAAAUCAGUGCUUGCAAAAAUAUGAUAGUGCCCUUCAAAUUUUAAGAUGUUUUUUCAAAGUAAGAUUGGAAAUGUACCAUAAACGUAAAGCUUAUUUGGAGGGUAUUCUACAAGCAGAGGCAUCUAAACUUUCGAAUCAAGCACGAUUUGUUUUAGAAAAGUGUGAUGGUAGUUUAGUGAUAGAGAACAAAAAGAAAAAAGAUAUGAUAGCUGAAUUAGUCGCACGAGGAUACGAGUCCGAUCCCGUUGUAGCUUGGAAAUUAUCGCAGAAUAGAGAAGAAGUUUUAGAUGAAGUAGCAGAUAAUGUCGAAGAUGAAGCUGCUUUAUCGACCGCUGUCAUCGCGCAAGAAAAUUAUGAUUAUUUAUUAGGAAUGACUUUGUGGAGCUUAACGAAGGAAAGAAAGGAUGAACUGUUACGUCAACGAGACGAAAAAUUAGCAGAAUUGAAAAGACUACAAGCUCGAUCACCUGUCUCUUUAUGGAAAGAGGAUUUGGAUAAUUUAUUGAGUGAACUAAAUAAGUUGGAGGAGAAAGAACGCAAAGAAGAACAAAAGUCCAGGCAAACUAUUAAAAAACCACCGCAGAAGUUUUAUUCUUCAGAUGAAAUGCGACGAGUAGCUCCUGUAAUUGAUACAGAAUUGAAGAAAAAGAUUGAAAGAGCAGAUGUAACCAAAGAUAAGAAGGAUGGUAUCAGAAAACAUAAGAUAAAGAAAGAAGCUACAGAUGAUAAAGAUGAACUUGAUAUGUUAGUUGAAGCGAAUGUUAAGUCUCUAGAGGAUAGAUUGGGCAAUUCUCCUGACAAAAUAAUUGGCAAAAAGAAAUUGAAACAAACAACGUUGCCCUUCAAGCCAAAAGUGAAGAAAGAAAAGGCGGACAAAAAGAAAGAUAAGGAUAAUGAUAGUAAUGAUGAGAUUGAUUUUGGCAGUAUUUCUCCUCCACCAGAACCACGUGCGUUACGUAAAACUGCAGUCAAAAAGAAAUAUAACCUAAGUAGCGAUGACUCUUCGUCCAGUGAGGAUGUGGUUAGUCUUUCUUCAGAUACAGAACAGAAAUCUAAACCCACUACAAUUGUAAAUAGUGAUUCCGACGAAGCCGUUAAAGUACAUAAGAAACCAAGUUCGGAAGAACUUUUUGACUCUUUAGUUGGUAGUUCUCCAGAAAAGCAGCAACAGCAGCAACAAAAACCUGUUAUAUCGUCUAGCGAAGAUUCCUCUCAAAUAUUUUCCCCUCCUAAAAAGGCCCCAUCUAAAAGGAAAACUGAAAAUGGCGGUGGGAAAGGAGUGAAGAGACAAUUGAAAAAGAAGGUAGCCUCUUCUGAUUCAGAAUCGGAUGAUGUCGCAUUUGCGAGUAAAAAAGCUCCUGUAAAGAAACGAAAGAAGAAGUCCGAAUCAGAGGACGACUCUUCCGUUGUAGAUAAUUCUCCACCUCCAGCACCAAGGAAAACAGUUGGCCGUUCUCGUAAACCCGUUUCGUAUGCUAUUCAAUCGGAUGAUGAUGAUGAUUCCAAUUGAUCGAUUUUGUAUAACAAUUUUAACAAUAUAAAUAAACACAUGGCACGUGUUCAAAUUCGAACUGCAAAAACACAAUUUUAAGUUUGGUUAUGAUACAAAUUAUUGUUAGAAAAAAUUUUGUGAUCAUAUUUGAUAUGAAUUUUAACAAAUUUCUGCCUUGAUAAAAAUCAUAAUCAA